This is a messenger RNA of Branchiostoma floridae (Florida lancelet), 3599 nucleotides long. Its product is annotated as protein phosphatase 1 regulatory subunit 21-like. Lineage: Eukaryota; Metazoa; Chordata; Leptocardii; Amphioxiformes; Branchiostomatidae. The transcript is spliced from 25 exons. The record is from RefSeq and is a predicted model, not a curated record. Gene Ontology annotation, cellular component: membrane; early endosome. Bases 112 to 2493 code for a protein of 793 amino acids.
GAGUUAACUCUUCCAAGAUGGCUACCGGGAAAGAAAAGAAAAUCGCACAACAAUAAAAACUUUUCAUUUUGACAAAUUUAAGGCGGCCAGUUGGACCAAGGAGAGUCCGAAAUGGCGUCGGGAGAUAUCCAGAACAAGUACCAGCGGCUGGCGCAGGAGUACGCCAAGAUGAAGUCCCAGCAUUCUGUGCUGAAGAAAGCUGUCAUUGAUGAGCAGUCAAAAGUAGCAGAACUUACGGAGUCUGUGAAGCUGAAGGACCUGUCCAUCAGGAAGUUUGAGCAGGAGAUUGACAGCCUGACGUUCCGUAACCAGCAGCUGGCCAAACGUGUCACCGUCUUACAGGACGAGCUGGACUCUGCAGCCGUCAAGAAAAAGAACAAGUUCUUCGCUCCACUGCGAUCGACUACCGACUGGUCGACAAAAGGCCCAGUAGAGCCAGCCCCUGUGGUGGCAGACACCAGUGUGUUUGGGGAGGACUUACAGAAGAAGAUUCAGGAAAAUGAGAGACUUCACAUGCAGGUGCACCAAGAGACGGAGGAACACCGGCAGGUGGUGGCCAGCCUGCAGGUGCGGCUGGAGCAGCUGGAGAAGGAAGCUGGUCAGCACCAGUCGGUACUGGACUCCAUCCACCUCAACCACAAGGCCUUAGUGGACAAGCUGCAGCAGGAAAAAGCCAUGUUAGAGGUUAAGUUACAGAAACAGGAAACAGAUGUAAGGGAUUCUAAAAGGAUAGCUGACCAUUGUCAACAGCAGCUGAAGAGAGUCCAUGCCGACCUCAGCUCCAGGCUGGAUGACUCCACAAAGGUCAUUCAGGAGAAGGUCAUCUUUAACGACACCAAGUAUCAAGAACUAAAUGUACUGAAUGUGCCAACUCAUGACAGAAAACACCAGGUGAAGGCAAAAGAGUUGAUAGGCCAGGCCCUGGGGUACAUAGGUGACCUGGUGUCGGGCAUGUCCAACUACCUGACGUAUGCAGAACAGAGGAGUCAGAUCUUCCCUAUGGACUCCUCUACAGGAGAACCCCUCAGUCCUGUCAACAGGAGGCUGUGCCAAUAUCUCCAUGAGAACGCCUCUCAUCUGAGACCAAUAGAGCAGUCCUUCCGUUCAUUCCACGAGGGUCUGAGAGAGGAUGCCCUGACCACACUGGAAACUGCGACAGGGAUACAGGAUUUUUCAGAGAAGUUCCACUCAUUUGUUGCCUACAUGGAGAAACUCCUCCCAUACCAGCUUAGAAGUUUGGAAGAGGAGUGUGCCGUGUCCACCUGCUCCGCCACACUGGAGGCACGGAACAUGGAACUUCACGCCUCGCUCCCGAAACUCACCGCCACCCUGUCCAAACUGGACAACUACCUUUCACUUAUAGCUGCUGCAAGUAAGUCAUCCAGGGAACACCCACGGACCAAUCAGGCAGCUUUCUUCACUCAAAUGGCUGCAGGACUCAACCAGCUUCAUGAGGUGUUAAAAGAGAUCUCCAAGCAUUACAACACAAAGGUGUCUUUGGAACAUCAACUUCCCACAGCAACACAGAAGCUGAAGACAACUGAUGAAUGUGUGGUGUCAUCCUUGGUGGCACUGGUGUCAUGUACAGGCAAGCUCGCCCCCUUCUUCAGCAGCCACCUGGAGUUUUUCGUGAGCCGUGCGGGGUACCGUACGCGGGGCGUGAGCCUGUGUCGUGACACGGACGGGCCCGUGUCCUCCCCAGUGGUGACGGACCUUAGGGACCGAGCCACCUCUUACGUCAGCAGGCUCAAGAGGCCCUGCCCAGAGUCUGUUCCCUAUAAGACAGCAGUGUUGAACAGGAGAACUCUACUCAGCUCCACAGAGAGUAGGGAGGGGCUAGCACAACAGCUGACAACUGCCCAGGAGAAGAUGCGAGGUCUGGAGCAGGAGAAGGAACACUGGAUGUUGGAGGCACAACUGCUGCAGGUCCGACUGGAGAAGGAGACUAAGCGAGUGUCUCAGUUGGAGGUAGAACUCAGGCAGCUGCAGGCAGGCCAGGUGGUGACACCAGCGCCCCCUGUGGAGGCGACACAAACUGCAUCUCCUGGAGACAGAAAAUCAGUAGGAUCAGAUGUGGAGACUUCAUUGCUCGGGAAGCUGGAAAGCUCUGUGGCAGAUGAGAGUUCUGAGUCGGAGACCAGGGAACAGCUGAUCAAAGCCCACUUCACCGGCAGAGUGACAGAGCUGACCACACAGCUGCAGCAGGCAGACAGCAAGGCUGUCAACUUCCACUCUGAGUGCCGUGCCCUUCAGCAGAGACUUGGCCUGGCAGAAAAAGCUAAAGAGAAGUUCCAGGAAGAGCUGCAGACAGCCCAGCAGAAGAUUGCUCAGCUGCAGGACGAGCUGACCACCACCACCAGUAACUAUGAGAGCCAGCUCAGCAUGAUGAGUGAGCACCUGUGCAGCAUGAACGACAAGCUCACUCAGCAGAGGGACGAGAUCGACGCGCUCAAACUCAGCAACAAGGGAAGCAAGAAAGGGAAAGGAAGAUGAGAGAAGGCACCAGGAGACACUACAGGAAUAGUAAACUCGUAGCAACUCAUUGAUAAAAAAAGUAUCCAGCUGUUGAUAGCUUGAUUUUUAUUGUUUCAUACUCAAGUCAAAACAAGUAGUUUAUCUACCUCUCUUGAUAUGAUCUUAUAUAAAAGAGGUAGCAAAUGUCAGAGAGAUCUAUUCCAAUCACUGGAAAGGGAAACUUAGUCACUAUAGUCAUCUGCAUCAGUCACAGGUACACAUGUUAUGCUAUGUGGUAACAAACAUGCAGAUGUCAAAAUGUGUACUCAUCAACAACAAGCUAUGAGUAUGAACUGAAAAUAAUACACAUUUAAUAAGUCUAUAGCAAUUUUACUAUGAGUACAAUGAAAUAGUAAACAGUAUAUUGCUUUGUAGGAAGUUUUUUCCUAUUUAGAAUUUAGAAUUUUUUUUUAAUAUCAAGUCACAGGUUGUUGUUGAAAAAAAUGAUUUAGUUCCUCAGUGAUAAGUAUGCUAGAUAGAAGAUGUCAGAAACGAAAAGAUCAUCGGAGAUAUGAUAACAGUAUUUUGUCAUCUUGUGGCAUGGAAUUGAACUUGUAAUUGGAGCUUCAAUAUUUGUUGUAUACAACAGUGAUACUGUAACAGUAUUACCUUUGUAACGAAUACAGUAAAACGUGAAAAUACUAAGUUCCAUUCCUUUUGUUUUCAUUUUUUGUGCAAUUCUGCUAAAAGUUUGUACUAGUCAAUCAAAGAUGAGAGAGGAAGCAAUGAUUCACUCUCUGGUAUUGUUUAUUUUAUAGGCCACAGCAAGUAUAUUUUAUGGAUGACAUGCUCUCUGGCCCCCAAAUCUUAUGCAAGCCCUUGGAAAACACAAGGUGGGAAAAAGAUCAAAAGCCCCUAAAUCAAUGUUUACGGUGAUGUCAUCCAUAAGAUUUACUUGCUGUGGCCUUACCGAUAAGAAAUGUCCCUGUGGAAUUUGCAAAUGAUUCAAAUCAUGUGACAAUUUUAUUCCACAUUUUAGUAAAUUAUUGGAAUUACGUUGUAUGCAUUCUACGAAGAUUUGUGUAUUGACCAUGUACGUAUGGUUUUAUGCUAGCUUUGCCAUGUACAUUUGGUUGAAGUUGAUA